UGUCUGGAUUUUUCUCUGUGUGUCCUGCACAGCCCAUGGCUCUCCCUACUGUCCCAUUCAUUCCUUUUUUUCUCUUCCCAUGACAAUUCUGGGUUUGGUUGUACAUGUCCUGGUCCCCCUGGCGUGUGACAAAGCACAAGGCUGGACUGGGGAUGUGCCACUGGCUCUGUUAUUCCCCUUCUUAGCCAGGAAAAUCAGCGGAGGUCACCCAGCCACCACUUCGGUGACAGGAAGGGAACAAUGCCGGGUGUCCCCAUCUGCAUGCAGCUGUGACACCAGCUUGUCAGCCAGAGAUGGAUCCUGAGGAUGCAGUCCUGGCAGGGCUGGGCAGGAGGGAUGCCCAGUGCCCUGCAGUGCUUCAGUGGGGCACAGCCACGUGUCACCAGGCUGGGAACCAGCUGCCACCUUCCUGUCCCGCACAGGAGGCACAGACAGCUCCAUCCUCCCGCUGUGGUUCUCCUGCCUGCCUCUCGCUCGCUUCCUCCUCCCAGGAGUGCGGCUGUGUGACGGCAGCUGGAGAUCUGUCCCCGUCACUGGUGUGCUUCAGACUCUCGGUGGUGACAACUGUCUGUCACCUCACGCUUCAGUCCGGCUGUGGGCAGGAUUGUGGGCAGGAUGCCGGCAUGACGUGGUGGAGACAAAGGGAGGGUCCUUCCCUGCAGAGAAAGGGACUGGUGACAGUCCCACCGUGUCAGCAGCACCGUGAUAUCUGUGAGGAACCGGCUGGCACAGCGGCCACUCCGCAGAGAUGUCCUGGCUGGUGCUGUCACCUCGUUCUGCUGCUGUCUGUGUCACCCUCCUGCUCGGCUGUGCCUGGCUUGGCUCUGCCGCCCAGCCCUCGUCAGUGCUGGGCAAAGGGCGGUCCCUGCUCCGCCUCACUCCCCAGGAGAAGAACGUGUGCUCCACGGCCUCCGAGGAAGAUUUUCUCAACAGCACCCUCAGCACCCGCCUCCUGCCCGCCCUCUACUCCGUGGUCCUGCUGGUGGGGCUGCCAGCCAACGCUCUGGCCUGCUGGGUCCUGGCCACCAACUUCAGGAGAUGCUCCAGCACCAUCUUCCUGCUCAACCUGGCCAUGGCUGACCUGCUCUUUGUCCUCCUGCUGCCCUUCAAGAUCUCCUACCACCUCCUGGGCAACCACUGGCUCUUUGGGGACUACCUGUGCCGCACCAUGGUGGCCUUCUUCUACGGGAACAUGUACAGCUCCAUCCUCUUCCUCACCUGCAUCGGCCUGGAGCGCUACAUCUCCGUGGCACACCCCUUCCUGUGGAAGGGCUCCAGCUGGGCGAGGGGCAAGGUGGGCAUCUGUGUGGGCAUCUGGCUGCUGGUGGGGCUGGCCAUGAGCCCCCUGCUUUUGCGCUCCCACACGCACGACAUCUCCAGCCUGAACAUCACGACGUGCCACGACGUGCUGGAAAAGGAAACCCAAAGGUUCUUUGGCUACUAUUUCCUGUCCCUGGUGGGGCUGGGCUUUGGCCUGCCCUUUGUGCUCAUGACCAUCUCCUACAGCUGCAUCCUGGUGCGGCUGCUGGCCAAGGGAGGCAGCUACGGGCAGGUGGUGCGUGUCCUGGCCCUGGUCCUGCUGGUCUUCAUCCUCUGCUUCACGCCCAGCAACGUCCUGCUCUUCAUCCACUACCUGCUGGAGCCCACGGGGUGCAACAACGGCACCUACAUCUCCUACGCCCUGGCCCUGGUGCUCAGCGCCUUCAACAACUGCUUCGAUCCCUUCAUCUACCUCUACGUCUCGCAGGAUUUUCGGGGCUGGCUCCGGGAUGCAGGAGGGCGCUGCCUGCGGGGGCUCGAGGCCUCGUCGGGGAGGUCCACGGAGAAAACAGCCCUGCCCCUGAGGUCCAGCGAGCAGAGCCAGGGCUGCCAGGCCGUGUCCCCCUGCCCCGGGGACGGGGGAGCCUGAAAUGUGCCCACCAUGAAGGACUGGCAAUAGACUUGGGCAAAAAAAUCCCACCUGGAUCUGAGUGCACGAGGAUUUGAGGUUUUACUCCCCUGAUGACACCAGCACUGCUCCCAUGG
Messenger RNA from Oenanthe melanoleuca, 2025 nucleotides. RefSeq names its product proteinase-activated receptor 3-like. Lineage: Eukaryota; Metazoa; Chordata; Aves; Passeriformes; Muscicapidae. Gene Ontology annotation, molecular function: thrombin-activated receptor activity. The record is from RefSeq and is a predicted model, not a curated record. Gene Ontology annotation, cellular component: membrane. Gene Ontology annotation, biological process: thrombin-activated receptor signaling pathway; phospholipase C-activating G protein-coupled receptor signaling pathway; positive regulation of Rho protein signal transduction. Bases 749 to 1909 code for a protein of 386 amino acids. The transcript is spliced from 2 exons.